Messenger RNA from Drosophila kikkawai, 1067 nucleotides. RefSeq lists its product as uncharacterized. The record is from RefSeq and is a predicted model, not a curated record. Lineage: Eukaryota; Metazoa; Arthropoda; Insecta; Diptera; Drosophilidae.
UUGUUAGUUGAUCGUGAGAUUUCAUCCGGAACAGAUCGCUUGUCAGUGUCUAAAAAAGAAGCAGAACCUCCCGAAAUGUGCAGCAAGUCCUUGGCCAUCUUUGCCCUCUUUUGCGGCCUCGUUGCCGGAACUGCAGUGGAGCAGUAUGGAAACUAUGGAAGUCCCUCAUCGAUUUCCACCACUCAGAGGAGCAACUCGGAGCUGCGCUGCAUGAAUAUAAAUCCCCAGAACUCGGUGGAUCUAGAUCAGAUAAUGGGUCUCUGGUAUGGCAGCGAGAUUAUUGUGCACAGCCAAGACUUUCCCGGUAUCUACGAGUACGAUUCCUGUGUGAUUAUUCAUUUGGCCGAUGUCACAGAACAGGUUCGCCUUACACAAGCCACCCGCGGAUAUGGCGGCUAUGGCGGAAAUCAGGAAUACAACCGGAACCAGAACCACUUUGGACGCACCACUACACCUUCGCCCGCUUAUCUGGACAGCGAUGAGUACCAGACGAGAUAUAAUCAGGGCCAGCAGAAGUACUUGCGUUUGGUGUGGAGCGAGCGGGAUAACAAUCUGGAGUACACCUUCAACUACACCACAAGUGCCCCUGGGCAGUGGUCCAACAUUGGCGAUCAGCGGGGCUCUCUGGUCUCCCUGAACUCUUACACCCAGUUCACCGGCACCGUCCAAGUGGUCAAGGCCGUCAACGAUCACCUCGUCCUCACCUUUUGCGGCAAUGAUAUGAAGAGCUCCAUAUACACGGUGGUGCUGACCCGAAAUCGCCUGGGACUCAGUUCAGAUGAGCUGCGCAGCAUCAGAAAUCUGCUUUCCCGCCGCGGCCUCUACACGGAAACCAUUCGCAAGGUCUGCAAUGGAUGUGGGCGGCUGGGAGGAAGCCUCUUCGCCCUCUUCGGCCUGCUGCUAGCUGGACGCCUCUUCUGGGGACGUGGCCACUGAUCGAAGUGAUCUCUCUCACACCAGACAGCAGCGGUUUCAAUGAGUCCAGCCAUAUUACGUUAAUUUAUGUGUAAAUUACUUAAGCAAUACAGAGAAAGGGAGAGGCAAGAUGCACUCCCCGAAAAAACUAA